Theileria orientalis strain Shintoku is the source of this 453-nucleotide messenger RNA. RefSeq lists its product as hypothetical. Bases 1 to 453 code for a protein of 150 amino acids. Lineage: Eukaryota; Apicomplexa; Aconoidasida; Piroplasmida; Theileriidae. The transcript has a single exon. The record is from RefSeq and is a predicted model, not a curated record.
AUGAGGAAGACGACUACAACUAAAAAGGCCGUAAAAAGGACCAAAGACAAGAGGCUGAAGACCAUUUAUGAAAAUGAGCCUGAAGUGAGGGAAAAAAUGGACGAAAUAGUAGGCCUGUUAUACAAGCUGCUUUCCAAGGCUUCCACGGGCGCCGAUUCCAAGGAUUCCAUGACUGUGGGUCAACUGUGCAGAGGUCUCAACCGAUUAGGGUUUAAGACCGGUAAGGACCAGCUGCUCGAUAACUUAUUGUUUCUGAACGACGCCAGGGACAGCUACAGGCUCGAGCUGGUGCACACAGAGGACGGCGCCAACGUUACCGACACUCACUAUCCUCCCAUCAGCGGCUCGAAUGAGUUAAGCUCGCUGAGUUUGAACAGGGUGGACCUGGAGACUCUGAGGAGGAUAUUUUUAAACGUGGGUUUGAAGCUGUCUCCGACGAAUACAAUAUUCUAA